Gryllus bimaculatus (two-spotted cricket) is the source of this 1831-nucleotide messenger RNA. The record is from the annotation of a GenBank genome assembly. NCBI's taxonomy places the organism in Eukaryota, Metazoa, Arthropoda, Insecta, Orthoptera, Gryllidae.
AUUGUAUAAUGUCUCUGCAGAGCCAUUCACAGAAGAAGACAGGGCUGAAGAGAGAAAUCAGAAUCAAAAUUUAGAUGAGAUGGAACCUGAAGAAGAUGAACAAAUAGAUGAAGAAACUGAAAAUAUUUUAAAGAACAGGAGAAUGGGAGAAACAAUGACUUAUUGUCCUGUGGCUUAUGGGACGAGUCAUGUGCUUUGGAAAGGAAAGGAUGAUCUACUAACAAAGUACAAAGGCAAAGUAUAUACAUUUUCUGAUGAAGAAGCAAUGGAAAAGUUUAUGAAUGAACCAUGGAGUUAUGUGAAGCGUCACAAACCAGAAAAGUUCUUAUCUCCACUUCGUAUAUGCAUAGUUGGACCUGCGGGCAGUGGAAAAACUUCAGUGGGAAAAUUAUUGGCUCGAAGCCUUGGAUUAUUUCACAAAGAUUUGGCAUUAGAAAUAAAUCGUACCUUAAUUCCAAAAUGCAAACCUCUAGGAAGGAAGGCGCAAUAUUUAGAAGGAAGAUAUAUAAAGAAUGAAUCUUUUGUGAGGCCAUCAGAAGAGACUUUACAAGGAGAACAACCACAAAUCGAAGGAAAUGAAGGCGAACAAUCUCAAAUAAAUGAAUCAGAGAACGAAAUAAAUAUUGAUGUAGAAAACAGAAAAUUAAGAGAAUCAGUUGAACAAUAUUUAACAGAUGGAACCCCUAUGCCAGAGACAUUGUUAUCAAAAAUUUUAGCUCCAUUAUGGAAUGAUGAACCAUAUCUUUGUAAUGGUUUUGUUCUGUCUGGAUUUCCCUGGCAUCCAGAAGAUGUUGAUAUAAUGAAGAAAAAUUAUUUUAUUCCAGAUAUGAUAAUAUAUCUCUCUAUUCCAAAUGAAGAAAUUGCCAAAUCACGACUUCUACAAGAAAUGAAAGAAUUUCAUGAGAAAGAAAUUGCAAAACAAAAGCGGAAAGCUGAAAAAGAACAAGCACGACUAGCAGCACUUGCUGCAGAAGGUGCACAUGAUUCAUCAUCCUUACAUUUGGAGUUACAAGAUUUCUUAUUCAAACACCUACAACAGGCAUUAUCAUAUGAACAAGUAGGGGAGCGUGAUGAAAUCACUGCAGGGGAAAAUGAAUUUGAAGGUGAGGAAGAGGAAGACCUACAAGAAAUACUGCGAAUGCAAUACGAAGAUGACAUUCAAGAAUGGUUCCUUAGUGAUAUGGAGAAAUUGGAAAACAUUAGGGCUUUGGCUGAAGAACAUGGUUUUAACUGGCUUGAAAUAAAUGCAGUCAAUGAAAUGCAAGAUGUAUGCCUUCGUAUAGUGCACGAAGUAUAUCCUUUGACACUGAGAAGCUCAUCCACAUUUGAACAAACAUUUCCUAUUACAUUUGAAGAAGCAGAACAACUUCUAAAAACAGGAUACUACUUUUUGAGCCAAUUUGGAAGAUGGUGUCCAGUACAACUGGCCGCUAAAGAAAUUCCUAUUCAAUUAUUUGAGCCCAUGAAUCAAAAAGCUCAAGUAUUUCCAGUAAUACACCGCCGGUUCAUCUAUUUUUUAGGAGGCCUAGAAAAUUUAACUCUGUUUCAAAAAGAUCCUCUGAAAUACAUAUCAAAUGCUCAAGCAUUGCCUUCAAUACCUGUAAAAAUUGGAAUAAUUGGUCCACCUAAAAGUGGGAAGUCAUCCUUAGCUAAACGUCUAUCAAAGGAACUCAAUAUCAAAGUAAUAACAAUAGGACAAGCAAUCCGCUAUGUUUUGGAAGAUUUAAGCUGGACUGAACUGGCACUUGCAGUGGAUGAUGUUUUGAGGGAAGGUGAAGUGAUUCCAGCAAAAAUGGCAAUGCGUUGUGUUGAAGCAGCUUCCAUGGAUCCC